Penicillium macrosclerotiorum is the source of this 2295-nucleotide messenger RNA. RefSeq lists its product as uncharacterized. Bases 1 to 2295 code for a protein of 764 amino acids. The transcript is spliced from 10 exons. Gene Ontology annotation, molecular function: oligopeptide transmembrane transporter activity. The record is from RefSeq and is a predicted model, not a curated record. Lineage: Eukaryota; Fungi; Ascomycota; Eurotiomycetes; Eurotiales; Aspergillaceae. Gene Ontology annotation, biological process: transmembrane transport.
AUGCCAGAGAACAAAGAGGCUGGUAUCCAGGAGAAGGACAUCGACCAAACGGCCGGGGCAGAUCCCACUGACAGUGCAAAUAGAUAUUCUGACACUCUCGCAGCUGAAACAGAGUCGCAAGUCGACGUUCUUCGGGCUGCUGGUGUAGGAAUCGCCGAGGAUGACCCUACGGAGCCUAUCCUCACUCUCCGGAUGUGGGUGUUGGGAGUAGGUUUCUGCAUCAUCGCAAGUGGAUUGAACACCCUCUAUACACUACGGAGUCCCUCCUUGACAAUUUCAGCCUCGGUGGUUUUGUUGCUGGCUUACCCGCUGGGAAGGCUAUGGGAAAAAGCCGUACCUUGUUGGAAUGUCCCUCUAGGACGACUUUCUUUCAAUCUUAAUCCCGGGCCAUUCAACACCAAGGAACAUGUCUUGAUUUACGUCAUGUCCAAUCUUAGCAUCUAUGUUCGCCUUGGAGCCGAUGUUUUAACUGAACAACAGAUGUUCUACGGGUACAAAGCUGGUUGGGGCUUUCAGGUUCUAAUUACUCUGUCCACCUUCCUUAUUGGUUUCUGCCUUGCUGGCCUAUUCCGUGCCAUCGUCGUGGUUCCGAAAGAGCUAAUCUGGCCCGGUGUUUUGAGCGUGACGGCUCUGACCACAACUUUGCACAAUAUCAAUCAAGACAGAGUACAGUCAAGCUACAACACAUGGAAAAUUUCGCGUUAUGCCUUUUUUUCCAUGGUAUGCUGCAUCUCCUUCUGCUGGUACUGGUUUCCUGACUUCGUCUUUCCGGCUCUGAGCUAUUUUAAUUUCCCAUGCUGGAUAAAACCCGAGAAUACAGUCGUGAAUCAAUUGUUCGGAAUGACUUCUGGCAUGGGUUUGAUCCCUAUCACCUUUGAUUGGAGCCAGAUUUCGUACGUUGGGUCACCAUUACUUAUUCCCUCGUGGGCCAUUUUAAAUGUCUUUGUAUCCCUCAUAUUCUGGAUCUGGAUUGUGGCUGUCGCUUGUUACUAUAUGAACGUUUGGGACACCGCCUACCUUCCGUUUCAAAGUUCUAAAGUCUAUGACAAUACCGGAAACACUUACAAGGCAUCCAAAGUUGUCAGUGCCGCCACUGGAUACAAACUUGAUGUAGAAAAAUAUCUUGCAUACUCGCCGGUCUAUAUGCCAGUCACGUAUGCUUUAAAUAUGUUCGGCCUAUCCUUUGCCACUCUCAGCGCCUUACUUGUUUGGACCAUUCUUGAACAUCGCCACGUGAUGGCUGAUGCAGCACGAAGGGUUCCUAGACUGGUGACGGAAUCUCUAUCAGGUAGAGCGAAGAUCCAUAACAAGGAUGAUUCCACAGUACAUGAUGUUCCAGUAUGGUGGUAUCUAGUCGGCUGUGCGUUUGCCUUGUUCAUGUCGAUUUUUGCAGUUGAAUGUUGGGACGUUGAGCUUCGAUGGUACGGUGUUUUACUCGCGUGCGCUGUGGCUCUGGUCUUUUAUCCUCCGCUGGCAAUUGUUUAUGCGACGUCCAAUCUCAAAAUUAAUAUUGAUAUCCUCUGUCGCAUUGUGGCCGGGUUUGUUUUUGAGGGUAAAGUUUUGGCAAAUAUUUGGUUCUUUGAUCUCGGAUAUAUUACCACGAUCAAGGGACUGUACUUUGCACAGGACAUGAAGCUUGCCUACUACUGCCAUAUUCCGCAACGUAAACUCUUCCUUGUGCAGUGCGCGGGCAUGAUUUUUGGAACACUCUCUUCUUUAGGUGUCCUCAAUUGGGCCUUGAAUCAUAUUAGUGGCGUCUGUACAAGCGCAGCUUCCAACGGAUUCACUUGUCCUUAUUCCAGCACCCAUUUCAAUACAUCUUUGAUUUGGGGCGCGGUGGGGCCGCGUCGCUACUUCACAAAUCACAUUGGUUAUAACGCACUUCUGUAUUUUUUCAUCAUCGGUGCGGUUCUCCCAAUACCCGUCUAUCUCUUGAGCCGCCGCUAUCCAAAUUCUCUUUGGAAGCGGGUCCAUAUUCCAUUAUUCCUUGGCGGAUUGAACUAUCUUCCACCAGCCACAGGAAUGAACUACGCCAGCUGGGCGAUUGUUGGUCUGACUUUUGGAUGGCUCGUUCGGAGGCGAGUUCACGGCUGGUGGAGCAAGUACAAUUUUGUGCUCAGCUCUGCAUUAGAUUCUUCUGUUGGAAUUGCCGGUGUCAUCAUUUUCCUGGCCAUAUAUUUCACCGGAGCAAGUGAUCAUUUCAAGUGGUGGGGUACUCAAGUUUACAAGAAUACGUGCGACUAUAAAGGUUGCCCCUAUCUCUCGAUUCCUGAGGGCGGGAAGUUCGGGGUGUAG